UAGGUACUCAUUCCUUGACGGAAGCCCAGGCACCUCCACCUCAAGAGGCUCAGCGAGGUCAGGGUGACACCACUCUUCCCUCCCAGCACCACGGACAGAUCUCAAUCAGCCCAGUAGGUCCACAACAGCUUCUGCAUCCCGACUUGUCCUCAGAAAGGACAUCUUCUUUUAUUGUUCAAGAACGAAGUGUCGCUGUCAUAUAAAGAGGGAAAAAUGUUCUUUUGUGUGUUAGCCCUCCUAAUCCUCUGCGCUUUUCUAUGGAAUUAUAAAGGACAACUAAAGAUUUCAGACAUCACUGAUAAGUAUAUUUUCAUUACUGGGUGUGACACGGGCUUUGGAAACUUGGCGGCCAGAACUUUUGAUAAGAAGGGAUUUCAUGUCUUUGCUGCCUGUCUGACUGAAUCAGGAUCAACAGCUUUAAAGGCAAACACCUCCGAAAGGCUUCACACUGUGCUUCUGGAUGUAACUGACCCAGAGAACGUCAAGAGGACUGCCCAGUGGGUAAAAAACCAAGUUGGGGAAAAAGGUCUCUGGGGUCUGAUCAACAAUGCUGGAAUUCUCGGCGUGUUGGCUCCCACUGACUGGCUGACAGUGGAGGACUACAGAGAACCUGUAGAAGUGAACCUGUUUGGACUCAUCAAUGUGACAUUAAAUAUGCUUCCCUUGGUCAAAAAAGCUCAAGGGAGGGUUAUCAAUGUCUCCAGCAUUGGGGGCCGGCUUGCAUUUAGCGGAGGGGGCUAUGUUCCAUCCAAAUAUGCAGUAGAAGGCUUCAAUGACAGCUUAAGAAGGGACAUGAAGGCUUUUGGUGUGCACGUCUCAUGCAUUGAACCAGGAUUGUUCAAAACAGAAUUGUCAGAUCCAGUAAAGACGGCUGAAAAAAAACUCGCCAUUUGGAAGCAUCUGUCUCCAGACAUCAAACAACAAUACGGAGAAGGGUACAUUGAAAAAAGCCUAGACAAACUGAAAGGCGCUACAUCCUCUGUGAACACGGAUCUCUCCCUCGUGGUGGAGAGCAUGGACCAUGCUCUGACAAGUCUCUUCCCUAAGACCCAUUACGCCGUUGGAAACGAUGCCAAGACUCUCUGGAUACCUCUGUCUCACAUGCCAGCAGUUUUGCAAGACUUUUUAUUGUUGAAACAGAAAGUAGAACUGGCUAAUCCCAAAGCAGUGUGACUCAGCUGACCACAAAUGCCUGCCCCAGGAUAUGAGUUCUGCUGGUUUCAAGGACACAUCUCCUUUUUGAACUCAUUCCUUACCUAAUCCAACGUGGACUCUUUAAGGUCAUGUUUCUUUGAUAAAUGAAGGGAUCCCACCAUCACUGAUGAUGCCUCAGGGUCCCUUCUCAAGCGUUCUUUGCAAAGAAGGGCAGAGGUGGCACAUCACUUAGAAGGGCAGGCAUUGUAGUUGCCCAAUAUUUAGGCUUUGCCUGCUUGGUAUGACAUACGAGAAAGUGAAAGACUUUCUCAUCCAAAAUGCUCUCUGUCACAGCUUGCCCCAUGCUUUGGGACCCCACCACUUAGAGUAACUCCUGAAUGUUAAACAUUUGUUUCUUAUCGAAAAGUUCAGAGAUAAAUAGAAUACUUUCCUAAGUGGAUUAGAGAUGUUCUAUUAUCUUGCUGAGAAUAAAACCCUGGAGGACUGCAACUCCGUACACUUUGAUGGGGGUGGGGGAAAAAAAGGUAAUGAAGUAUAAUGUGACUGGUGUGAGCUAAUGGGCAGCAGUAGGAGGGAAGGAAAAGGAAUAGAGGACUGAAAAAAAGAAACAGGUAUAAAAGUGGAGGCAAAGAGACUCAAAACAAGCUGCCUAUUCUACAGGGAGCUAUGGAGGAUGAACAGCCCAUUCAAGGCCACUGUGAACACUGGUGCAGACACCACUCUGGUGGAAAGAUGAGAACACCAGAGUGACUAACAAUUCCAAAAGAAGAAAAAAGUAGAGAAUAUUAAUGUGUCUUCUGGGGAUUGCAAAUAUGACAAGACUAAGACUAUCCAACUGAGAAUGGCUGCAAAUCCUGUAUUUGAGGUGUCUCUGAAGUCCCCUGAAGACAGAGCUAAAUAAAAGACUCUCUUUAGCCUACCGUUACAGUGAGAGCAGCUCUGCUCCUUGCUCAUAUUCAUGGUUCUACACUGGAUUGCCCCUGGGGCCACACCCCAUCCGAGAGAACAGUUCUCUAAACGGAUGCUUCCCCAGGUUCCAGUACACAGCAUCACUCACAAAGGGGUGUGGAAUAAUUACAUGGAAAAGCCUGAAGCGUCAGAAUUCAACAUUUGUUGCAGAGUCAUAGAGGGUAAAAGAGCCAGAGAAAUUAUCUAUGGGCAUGUGCAAACACAUGCACACAACACACACUUAUUCUGAAGGUCUGCUGCUUGAAACUACGUCCAUUUAAAGUUAUCAGUACUUCUUUUCAUUUUCAUUCACUUUUAUGGGAACAUCUGUUUAUGAGGUAAUUUCCUUCUUUCACAUGUACAGCAGAUUGAUGACUUUGAAAAAUCAAAUUAUCAAUGGUGUCAGUCCACCCGGACACGUAUUUCAUUAUUCUGAGGGGAGAUAUACCUGUCCUUUUUGGCUCAAAAUGCAGAAAAUCACAGCAAGAAUCAGGUAAAAGAAUUCUCAGGCAAAGUUAACUAAACUAUUGUCAUUAACUCUCUGUGAAGUCAUUUCCUGGCCCUAGAGACAUUUCAUCUAUACACCUCUGAUUUCUUCUCGUUAUAGUUAAC
This is a messenger RNA of Rhinolophus ferrumequinum (greater horseshoe bat), 2715 nucleotides long. RefSeq names its product dehydrogenase/reductase 9 (gene DHRS9). The record is from RefSeq and is a predicted model, not a curated record. Bases 214 to 1173 code for a protein of 319 amino acids. Lineage: Eukaryota; Metazoa; Chordata; Mammalia; Chiroptera; Rhinolophidae. The transcript is spliced from 5 exons.